Molecule: messenger RNA, 225 nt
Organism: Strongylus vulgaris
Lineage: Eukaryota; Metazoa; Nematoda; Chromadorea; Rhabditida; Strongylidae
Source: the annotation of a GenBank genome assembly
AUGGAUCCCUCGCGAAACAAAACGUUCUCGAGAGAGGCUACCAACCAGAUGGGCUACGUGUUCGUUGCAGUCCAGCUGAAUUUUCAGUUGGUAAUGAGUAAUGGAUAUGGACCUCGCGGACGUUGCCAACGCAAGUUCAACACCAAUAUCGUGGAUGACGCUAACGAGAGACAGAAACGGAACAAUGCUGGGACGAGUGAAACAGGCCAUCUAGUAAGCAAAUAA